GUUUCCGCGAGCGGUUACGUUCGCCAUUUGGGUCGUGACCACGGAGUCGUGACCGUCAUCAAGGUUAAGGGCUUGGAAAUCGUCGUCCGCCCGCGACGAAAGGGGAGGCCGACUGCUUCCCUGGGAGAACGAGCGUCACCCGCUCAUCGCUGUUCGCGUCAACCCCCUGUGCAGCACCGCAUUGACUGUCGACCGUCGACCGACAUCGAGACACUUUUCUACUUUGGCAUUGACGAAACAUGGCUUAUUGAAGAAGAUGAAGGGUGCGCAAAAAGAUAUUGUUUCUCCGAGGAGAGGAGACGGAGGAGACAGCAGCAGCUGCGGCGAGGCGAGUCACCAGAUUAUUAACUGUAGUCAAUCCGCAAAUGGACGUGAGAUCAAAAUUCAAGCUGUCCCCCGCGAAGGGGACUGCUGCUGAUUCGAGAAGGAACAAAGAUGUCAAUAAAGAGCUCCAUCUGGGAACUUUGCGCAGAAGAGAACUCACUGGCGCUAACAACUUUCCUAACAAUGUACAACCAACAAAGUACAAUGUACAGAAAACAAAAGAUCUUGUUAAGAGACAGAGACCUAAAGGACAAUAUCAUGGCGGUGCAAAGGAGAAUUCCAAGGUAGUGGAGGAGAAUUUGUAUGAGCAUGGCUCAGUACUGGUCCCAACAGGCAAAAAGAACGGCAAUCAUUUGCUGAAUUUUCACUACGAGCGAUAUGCAAAGGGAGAUGCACAAAGCAGGGAUGUAGGGAGACAUAGCUCCAACAGCAAUAGAUUACUUCCGCCAGUGCAGCGACAUAAAUACAAAAAGGAACAGUUCGUACAAGCUAGUUGCCAAUUUGUCGUGACUGAAAGCAGAGAUUAUUCUUUGCAUUUGACUAACCCUGAUAUUCUUGUGGAUUGGGAAUCGAUUGAGCAAAUUAUAUUACACAACUCAGAAAAUCUCUCUUGUCCUAUUUGUUUACAUCCACCAGUCGCAGGUAAAAUAACUUGUUGUGGUCAUGUUUAUUGCUGGCCUUGUAUUCUUCGUUAUUUACGUUACUGUCAAACAAAAUCCAGUAAAUGUCUGAUUUGUGAUGAAUAUUUCCACAAAAAUGAUUUGAAAAGCGUGAUCGAGAUUACGCGUAGCAUGCUCAAUUUGGGCGAAACAAUCACCCUAUGUUUAAUGCGUCGUGAAAAGAAUUCUUUAUUCGCAACGCCUGUGAAAUCUGCUGUUCAACCCCCGGCAAAGUUUUUGUCUGUUUCAGAAAAUGUCGAUACUCAAAUAUAUUCAAAACUUCUGAUCGCAAAUAUAAAAGAUAUCGUGAACAUUAUAGAGUGCGAGUAUUCGCAAUUGAAAUUUGAGCUCAAGGAUAAUCCAGAAAUGGCUCUUGACAUCGAGGAAGCGCUCAGUGAACUAUCAAAGAAAAAAGAAAAUCUAUUGUGUCAGACCACAGAAACUAAGGAUGCUCUAUUGAUGGAAAAUAUAACUGAAAAGGAAAUCGCUGAAGAAACAUCGCAAAAAUGUGAAAUAGAUGUUGACGUAUGUUGCAAGGAUGACAAGUUUUUACCGAAACAGUCUUCGACAGACAAUGUUUCUAAUGAUAGCCAAACUGUUUCAUAUUCUAAAUUUUAUUACUUUUAUCAGGCGGAGGACGGACAACAUAUAUAUCUACACGCAGCAAAUGUGAAAAUGUUGGAAAUGCAAUAUGGCAGUUUGGAAUAUUGUCCUCCCACAAUAACGGGCAAGCUUCUUGAAAAAGAAGCAAGUAUUUGUACGGAAGAAUUAAGACGAAGAUUAAGAUAUCUUUGCCACUUACCACUUACUUGUCCAUUUGAAUUGGCCGAGAUCGAAUUAAAACCACCAUUAGUAUCCGCAGAAGUUCUUCAUGCUUUUCGUGACCAAAUAAAAUCGAGACAGAAGUACAGAGAACAAAAAGAACGCGAGGAAAGAAAAAGGGAGAAAAAGAUUAUUGAGGAAGAAAAUAGACAAAUUGGCAUAUACCCAACGCCCAAUAUCGACAUCGAAUCUUAUCAACACUUUCCUCAACUGCAAUCAGAACAAUUGUCUAACGAGAACGUACUGUCACCUGCAGAAUCGGGUAUGUCGAGUGUCGCUAGUAGUCCAGCUUUGAGUGCCUCUGACGAAUUUGUUCCAAAACAAGAAACAGAUUAUUCGCAUGAACACCCUCGAGCACACCCUUCAUUCGCUGAUAUAACAGCAGCAAAAGCGUCAAAAUUCGCUGAUGCAUGGCCAACCGUAAAUUCCAAGAUGCCCUCCAAUACGACAAACGCAUGGUCCAACAAGGAUGAAGAAGUACUAUCGUCGACAAAGACACAUAAGUGUACAGGUGCUUGGCCGUCUGUUAAAUCGUGUAUGUCUUCUGAUACACCAGGUACCUCGUUUAACGAAGAUGAGAAAAAACCGUACAGUUCUGAAGAAGCAAAAGAUGAAGGUAAUGCGUUUGGCAAGAAAAAAAAGAAAAAGAAAGUGAAGGGAACUGUACUGUUUACAACUGGUAUGACAUCUGGUUAUUCUGUAUAAUUACUGUGUAUUUUGCAUAUACUUUUAUGCUAUUCUACGUGCGUUUCUACGAUACGUAACCGAUAGAACUUCAUUCGAUUGAUCGUAGAAAAUUGAUUUUAUUUACAACUCUUGCCACUAUUGUUUGACGUACGGCAUAACGUAUUACAUGUCCUUAUUUCUGAUUAUACUGAAAUUGUGCAUUUGUUUGCCAUAGAAAAUUUUAUUUACAAAAGGUCUCGUAUAUUACGCUCACAAAUAAAAUUUUACUUCAUUCAU
Molecule: messenger RNA, 2768 nt
Organism: Monomorium pharaonis (pharaoh ant)
Lineage: Eukaryota; Metazoa; Arthropoda; Insecta; Hymenoptera; Formicidae
Product: RING finger protein 10
Exons: 12
Coding region: 366-2510 (714 amino acids)
Biological process (GO): positive regulation of transcription by RNA polymerase II
Molecular function (GO): transcription cis-regulatory region binding
Source: RefSeq, a predicted model, not a curated record